AUGAAGAGCUUAAGGAGGGACUUUUCCUCCAACCCACAAGCCUCCAAUGUCGCCAGCAAAGUCUUUGUGAGGUCCACAAAAAGUGGAAAGGUGCAAAAGAUUGUCCGCGAGCUCUAUCUGCGGCAAGACAUUCCUUGCUCGUCGAAGCUCUGCUCUCUAUGUCCUUCGAUCGCUCCGGCAGAUGCCAAUGGAAACAUUGCGCCAUUCAUCCUCUCCGAACGUCCCGCCGGGACGAAGGCGUUUCCUCGCGGCCACUAUCUCGUACCCGAUACAAAUGCGCUAUUAAAUGGAAUGGAUUUAUUCGAGCAUACUGGCGCAUUCUACGAUGUGAUCAUUUUGCAAACAGUCCUUGAAGAGCUCCGAAACCAAUCGCUCCCUAUCUACAACCGUCUUCUCUCCCUGAUCAAGACCGACGAGAAGCGAUUCUACCUUUUUUUCAACGAAUUCCGCCUGGAGACCCACGUGCGCCGAGAACCGGACGAGUCAAUCAAUGACCGCAACGACCGAGCUGUGCGAACUGUGGCAAGCUGGUAUGGCGAGCAUCUCCGAACAUCCUCGAAGAAGGGCAAGAAAGAAAAGUCAGUGCCUGCAAUCGUGGUUAUUACGGAUGACAAAGAAAACCUUCGAAAAGCCAAAGCUGAAAAUAUCUCUGCUUUGUCGCUUUCGGAUUACGUUGCUGGCUUGGAGGACUCAGAUAAGCUGUUGGAUAUGAUCAGUGAAGCUCGGGAAGCACGAGAUGCGAAGGGCUCGGCUCGUGGGCAGCUCUUUUACCCCGAAUACUACUCCAUGUCGAAGCUCCAGACUGGUAUCCGAGCAGGAACCUUGCACCAAGGAGUGUUCAAUGUUUCACCUUACAACUACUUGGAAGGUUCUGUCAACGUCCCGGCCUUUGACAAACCACUCAUUAUCCUGGGACGUGACAAUAGUAACCGCGCGAUCGCAGGCGAUGUUGUUGUGAUUGAAGUGUUGCCCCAAGAUCAGUGGAAGUCUCCUUCAACAAAGCUUGUAGACGAAGAAGCAGUGACACGGAAUGAUAACCCUGAUACCGAUGACACCGAAGUCGUUGUGACGGACCGUGAGCGCAAGGUUCUUCAAGAGGAAGUCAAGAAGGCCCACGGAAAAAGCUCCGAAGGAAAGCCACAACCCACUGCCAAGGUUGUCGGUAUGAUCAAACGCAAUUGGCGCCAAUACGUGGGACAUGUGGACUCCAACUCUACCGGCGCACAGGCCGCCUCUGGUCGUCGGCAGCAGAAUGUGUUCGUUCUCCCCAUGGACAAGAAAGUCCCCAAGAUACGGCUUCGUACUCGGCAGGCUGGAGAUCUGGUUGGCCACCGUAUCCUUGUGACCAUCGAUGCCUGGGACCGUGAUUCCCGCUACCCAUCGGGUCACUUUAUCCGCUCACUGGGAGAACUCGAGACCAAGGGUGCGGAGACAGAAGCUCUUCUUUUAGAGUACGAUGUGCAAUACAAGCCGUUCCCCAAAUCUGUUUUGGACUGUUUGCCAUCAGAGGGGCAUGGCUGGACUGUGCCUGCCUCGAAAGAGGAUAAGGGCUGGAAUGGCCGACGUGAUCUCCGUGAUCUGCUCAUCUGCAGUAUAGAUCCCCCAGGCUGCCAGGAUAUUGAUGAUGCUCUUCAUGCUCGCGCUCUGCCAAAUGGCAACUUCGAAGUUGGUGUCCAUAUCGCCGAUGUAUCACACUUUGUCAAGCCUGAUAACCCAAUGGACCUUGAAGCAAGUGUUCGCGGAAGUACUGUGUACUUGGUUGAUAAGCGCAUUGACAUGCUUCCACACCUUCUGGGAACGGAUUUGUGCUCACUCAAACCCUAUGUUGAACGUUACGCCUUCUCCGUUAUUUGGGAGCUCACUCCGAAUGCAGAGAUCGUCUCUUCGGACUUCACCAAGUCUGUCAUUCGGUCCCGUGAAGCAUUCAGUUACGAACAAGCCCAGCUACGCAUUGACGAUCCCUCCCAAAAAGAUGAAUUGACCGAGAGCAUGCGGAAUCUCCUGAAGUUCUCCAAGAUCCUCCGCCAGAAGCGUUACGAUGCUGGUGCCCUGAACCUUGCUUCCCCCGAAGUUCGCAUCGAGGCCGAUGCUGACGAAGUCGGUGAUCCUUUGGCGGAUGUCAAAACUAAGUCUAUGCUUGCAACCAACAGCUUGGUUGAAGAGUUCAUGCUUCUCGCCAAUAUCACUGUUGCCUCCAAGAUUUAUGACUCCUUCUCUCAAACCGCCCUACUACGACGACACGCCACUCCUCCGCCGCAAAACUUUGAAGAUCUUAUCAACCAGCUCUCGAAGAAACGCAACAUGGAACUAGACGUUUCCAGCUCAGGAGCCCUUGCCAACUCACUGGACCGCUGUGUCGACCCUGAGAACCCCUUCUUUAACACUCUUGUCCGUAUUUUGGCCACUCGAUGCAUGACUUCUGCCGAAUACUUCUGUGCCGGAGCCCACGCCGAGUCUGAAUUCCGCCAUUACGGUCUUGCUUCGCCCAUCUACACUCACUUCACCUCGCCCAUCCGUCGAUACGCUGAUUUGCUCGUCCACCGACAGUUGGCUUCCGCCAUCGGUUACGAAGGCGAAGAUGGUCACGCCGGACUGGAGGGUAUCGCCUCUCGCAGAAAGCUGGAGGAUAUCUGCCGCAAUAUCAACUAUCGCCACCGUAACGCACAGUUCGCCGGCCGUGCUAGUAUUGAGUACUACGUCGGUCAGGCGCUCAAGGCGCGUGGAGAGAAGAUGGCCGUUGACGGCACCGAUAAGGGUGUUGAUGAAGAGGGCUACGUCAUGCGCGUUUUCGAAAAUGGUGUCGUUGUUUUUGUUCCUCGGUUCGGUAUCGAGGGUGUGGUGCGAUUGGAGGACUUUGUGCUGCCCGGCGAGUCUAGUGGCUGGGAUGCGAAGGAGAGACGAGAGCUUGCGGCACACCGCAGCACUGAAUUCGAUCCUGAGGAGUACACCCUUCGUGUGGGAGAGAAGGGCCACCCAGAGAAGGAACGCGGUGUCUUUGUUGAGCUCUUCCAGAGAGUUCAUGUUAAUGUCAGCUCGGUUAAGGAAGAGGGCCGCGGUGCGGGCAAGCGACGAGUCCGGGUGCUUAUUACUGGUGCGUCGGAUAAAAAAUAG
This is a messenger RNA of Penicillium odoratum, 3111 nucleotides long. RefSeq names its product exosome catalytic subunit DIS3. The transcript has 2 exons. Gene Ontology annotation, molecular function: 3'-5'-RNA exonuclease activity; RNA binding; endonuclease activity. Bases 1 to 3111 code for a protein of 1036 amino acids. Gene Ontology annotation, cellular component: cytoplasmic exosome (RNase complex); nuclear exosome (RNase complex). Gene Ontology annotation, biological process: rRNA catabolic process. The record is from RefSeq and is a predicted model, not a curated record. NCBI's taxonomy places the organism in Eukaryota, Fungi, Ascomycota, Eurotiomycetes, Eurotiales, Aspergillaceae.